Molecule: messenger RNA, 1444 nt
Organism: Dictyostelium purpureum
Lineage: Eukaryota; Evosea; Eumycetozoa; Dictyosteliales; Dictyosteliaceae
Product: ornithine-oxo-acid transaminase
Exons: 2
Coding region: 123-1394 (423 amino acids)
Cellular component (GO): cytoplasm
Molecular function (GO): L-ornithine transaminase activity; identical protein binding; pyridoxal phosphate binding
Source: RefSeq, a predicted model, not a curated record
AACAUAAUAAGUUUAUUUUUAAUUUUUUGUGUUUAACACUUUUCAUAAGUUAUAAAUAUAGUUUUCUUUUUUUUUUUCCAAUACAAAUAAUCAUCAUUAAAAUCAAAUAAAUAUAUAUAAAAAUGGAUCCAAUUUCCUCAAAUAUUCAAAAUUUUAGUUCCAAGGAACUUAUGGAGAUGGAAUCAGAUUAUGCUGCACAUACUUACCAUCCAAUUCCAGUUGUUUUUAAGAAAGCCAACGGAGUUUUUGUUUGGGAUGUUGAAGACAAGAGAUAUUAUGAUUUCUUAAGUGCAUAUUCAGCUGUUAAUCAAGGACAUUCACAUCCAAAGAUUGUACAAGCUAUGAUCGAUCAAGCUCAAAAGUGCGCAUUAAGUUCACGUGCUUUUUACAAUGAAGUUUUCCCACAAUACGCCAAAUAUAUUACAGAAUAUUUCAAAUACGAAAUGGUAUUACCAAUGAACACUGGUGCUGAGGCCGUCGAAACAUCAAUUAAAUUAGCUCGUAGAUGGGGUUACGUCAAAAAAUCAAUUCCAGAAGAUCAAGCUAUUGUUAUUAGUUGCAAAGGUUGUUUCCAUGGUCGUACUAUUGGUGUAAUUUCAAUGAGUGAUGAUCCAUCAUCAUUCAGUAAAUAUGGUCCAUUAAUGAAUGGUAUCAUUAAAAUCGACUAUAAUAACACUCAACAAUUAGAAGAAGUCCUCAAGGCCCAUGGCGAGCGUGUUUGUGGUUUCAUCGUCGAACCAAUUCAAGGUGAAGCUGGUGUUGUAGUACCAGAAGAAGGUUAUUUAAAGAAAUGUUUUGAUCUUUGCAAACAACAUAAUGUAUUAUUAAUUGCUGAUGAAAUUCAAACUGGUCUUUGUCGUACUGGUAGAAUGUUAUGCAGCGAUUGGGACAAUAUCAAACCAGAUAUGGUACUCCUUGGUAAAGCUAUCAGUGGUGGUUUAUUACCAAUCAGUGCUGUUUUAGGAAGUAAAGAUGUUAUGCUCACCAUCAAACCAGGUGAACACGGUAGUACCUAUGGUGGUUCACCAUUAUCAUCAGCAGUUGCCAUGGCUGCAUUAGAUGUUUUAAAACAAGAAAAUCUUGCUGAAAACUCAUUAAAACUUGGUGAACACUUUAGACAAGAAAUCUCAAAUAUUAAUCACAGUGCCAUUCAAAUCGUCCGUGGUAAAGGUCUCUUAAAUGCCAUCGUUAUUGAUCCAACCUUCUCUGUAUCUGCUUGGGACAUUUGUAUUAAAUUCGCCGAAAGAGGCUUACUUGCCAAACCAACUCACGAUAAUAUCAUUCGUUUAGCCCCACCACUCACUAUCACUUUAGAACAAAUUAAUGAUUGCGUCAAAAUAAUUAAAGAAGUUUUCGAAUCAUUAAAUAACAAAGAUAUCCCUGGUUCAAAUUAAAUUUAUUAUAAAUAAAAUAUAGUUUAUAUACAUAAAAAGCAUUUUUUCAU